UGCUCAAUGAAUAACAUUUUACAGAUUACAAUUUUCUCCAUCGAAACAUCCAUAAGAGGGCUGUAAAACAGUUCUCUUCCGCUAAAUUAGCUCAGAACCAUAAAUUGAGAAUUCUACCAUUAUUUCUGCUUUUUUUCUUACCAGAUCCGUUAGUAGUUUGAAAAGAUUAUGGAUGAGACAGAAAAUGAUGGAGUUCUCCUACAUUGGUUUCGAUUUGAUCUUCGCUUCCAUGAUAUGCCCGCUCUUAAAUCUGGGCUAAAGAAAUGCUUCAGUCUGUAUCCAGUUUAUAUUUUUGAUGAAGAGGACAUCAUUUCUCAGAAGUUUGGAUAUAAUCGUCUCAGAUUUAUUUUGGAUUCAUUGAAGGAUAUCAAUCAUAAAUUGCAAAAACAUAAUGGAAGAAACAGCAAAGCUUUUGGGGUGUGCAAGAGGUACGGUGUCAGAGGUUAUGACAGCAUACACCAAAGAAGGUUGUACGUCUUCAAAGGAAAGCCUAUUGAUGUAUUAAAUGAUCUCUUCAACAAAUGGAAAAUAACUCACUUGUCGUUUGAACAUGACAUUCAACCUUCUUGGGUUACAUUUAAAGACAAGAUCCAUAAAAUUUGUGAGCACAACAAUGUCCAAAUUAUUGAAGGUGUAUCUCGCACUUUAUGGAAGACAGAGGAUAUUGUAGAAACUAAUGGUGGUUCUCCACCCGUAACAUAUGAUUUAUUUUGUCAAGUGGUUGAAAGUCUUGGUCCACCUCAACGCCCUGAUUCUGAAAUAAGUUUUCAAGAUGUAACUGUUGCUGUAAAAGAUAUGCCCCAUUCAAAAAUUCCUGCAUGUCCUGAAGAAUUAGGCACCAUUAUGGAAUGUCCUGAACAAAAGAAGAAGGUUUGGCAAGGAGGUGAAACUCGUGCAUUAGAGCAUUUGGCAGAACGUAUGAAAAUUGAGGAAAAUGCUCAUGCAGAAGGUUAUUUUAUGCCAAACCAAUUGUCACCUGAUCUACUUGGACCUCCAAUGUCUAUGAGUGCAGCACUAAGUAACGGUUGUCUAUCUGUUAGAAAGUUUUAUUGGAGCCUUCGAGAUUUGGAUAAGACUGUAGAGCCUGAUGAAUUUGUUAGAGAUGGACUUGUUGGUCAGCUCAUAUGGAGAGAAUACUUUUACACUAUGUGUAUGAAUAACCCAAAUUUUCAUAAAAUGUUAGGAAAUCCUAUUUGUUUAAACAUAGAUUGGAUUCAGGACGACGAGAUGCUUGAAGCUUGGACAAAAGGAAGAACUGGCUUCCCACUUAUUGAUGCAGCUAUGAGGCAGUUACUUCAAGAAGGUUGGAUUCACCAUGUUGCUCGAAAUUCCGUUGCUUGUUUUCUUACCAGAGGGGAUUUGUGGAUAUCAUGGGAAGAAGGAUUAAAGGUAUUCCUAAAAUAUCUUGUGGAUGCAGAUCUACCUGUUUGUGCUGGUAACUGGAUGUGGGUUUCAAGUUCUGCAUUUGAGGUUGUAUUGCAAAGUUCUUUGUGUAUUUCGCCCACCUCAUAUUUACGUCGUUUUGAGCCUUCUGGACAGUACAUAAAAAAGUAUGUGAAAGAACUAAGCAAUAUGCCUGGAGAGUACUUGUUUGAGCCUUGGCUUGCUCCUCUAGAAGUUCAAAAGUCAGCUGGUUGUAUUCUAGGUAAAGAUUAUCCAUUGCCCAUAGUUGAACACCAAGCAGCAUCAGAGAAGAAUUCUGAAAAAAUGGAUUCAGUUAAAGCUAUGUUCCUUCCAACUUCGAUUCCUGUUCAUUAUGCUCCCAGUAAUUCUUCUGAAGCAUGUGUUUUCUUAUGGUUACCAGAAAAUUGUCUUGAUAGUUUGUCUUAA
Molecule: messenger RNA, 1830 nt
Organism: Uloborus diversus
Lineage: Eukaryota; Metazoa; Arthropoda; Arachnida; Araneae; Uloboridae
Product: cryptochrome-1-like
Exons: 11
Coding region: 169-1830 (553 amino acids)
Biological process (GO): circadian regulation of gene expression; entrainment of circadian clock by photoperiod
Cellular component (GO): cytoplasm; nucleus
Molecular function (GO): DNA binding; FAD binding
Source: RefSeq, a predicted model, not a curated record